This is a messenger RNA of Colias croceus (clouded yellow), 1651 nucleotides long. RefSeq names its product pentatricopeptide repeat-containing protein 2, mitochondrial-like. NCBI's taxonomy places the organism in Eukaryota, Metazoa, Arthropoda, Insecta, Lepidoptera, Pieridae. Gene Ontology annotation, molecular function: protein binding; RNA binding. The transcript has 9 exons. Gene Ontology annotation, cellular component: mitochondrion. The record is from RefSeq and is a predicted model, not a curated record. The coding region runs from base 157 to 1272 and encodes 371 amino acids. Gene Ontology annotation, biological process: multicellular organism development; regulation of mRNA processing; mitochondrion organization.
GUUUUGAGUGUGCCCCCCCUGGGUCAGGGGAAAUAAUAUAACCUAUAAAAUUUGAAACCAAAUUUUAAAUUUUAAAAACUAAAUACAUAUAAUUUUAAUAGACAAUACUUUGCUGGUAAAAAUUUCUGGAGUAAGCAAGAAGAAUAAACUUUCAUUAUGAAUAUAAUAAUGAAAACCGUUUCAAGGAAUUACAAUGUUGGGUUAUCUCCUAUUAGAAAUAUUCACAUAACCAAGGUACAAUACCUGUAUUCUCAGUCAGCUCUCGGUGUUGAUUCAUAUUUAAUCUCAAGGAAGAAUAUCAAAGAACAAUUUGCGCAAUUUUCUGAGAAUUUUAAGGCAAAAAUGAAUGACUUCGUUCAAAAUCCUAAGCAUAUGAUUUUUACUGAAGACUUAAAAAAUAUGGUACACAUGGCUGAACCUUCAGAUUUAAACUUGGUGCUGGAUAUGGUUAAAAAAUUUAACACACAGAAAACAGAAUUCCGAUUUGGGUCCUUUGUAUUUGGUCCAGUAGUGAUGAGGAUGUUCUACUUCCUUGAUGCACCUGUAGAUGCAAUUAAAAGUUUCGAAGAUCCUGCAAAUGAGGGUUUCUUUGAUCAAUUGAUCACAUAUCAAAUUUUACUUGAUUUGUUGUACAACCAUGCGAUGUAUGAAGAAAUGUACAAAAUAUUUGAUAAAAUACAAGAGCGUCAGUUGAAUAUGACAAAGUAUCCUAAGUAUCCAGUAGUGUUGGUGCUUGCUGCCUGCUACAAACAGAACACAGCGCAAAGUUAUGAAUAUGCGAAGAAAUUGUGGAAUGAGAUGAUGCAAGUGGGUUCUGUACCACUCAGGAGAGCUUGUACUUUAAUGGCUGCUUUAGCAUUGAAGAAUAAUGAGCCACACGUAGCUUUGGAAUGUGUCGCACUGCAAACUCCACACUAUGUUACAAUAAGGAAUAUUAAGGUAAUGGCAUUAUCUAAAAUUGAGAGGAUAGAUGAUGCAUUGCCCAUCCUGAGAGGAGUUCUGGAUGUUGACAGUCCAAGGAUGGAAAAACAUACAUUCUUUGAAGAAACUAUAUCAACAGUUAAAGAAGCUGUGAACAAAAGCAGCAACAAAGAUUACGUCAAACAGUUUGCGGAUAUACAGAAAGCUCUCAGGGAUCGUGGCCUCAUUGAUAACCAGACAUUGGACAAACUUGUGACAAGUGAAAUAAUAUUAUCACCGAAGGCUAAGAACCCAGCUAAGGGUAUGCCCAGAAUGCCCUACGGACAACGACAGAAAAGAAAUAUAAGCUAAUAAUUGUAUUUUUAAUAUGCAUCUGUGGAAAACGUUUCAUUUGUGGAAUAAAAAUGUUAAUGUUUAGAAAUACUAGCAAAAAGCGAAAGGACACACAAUGAUAAAUAAUAGACUGAAUGAUGAAGAAUAACAUAAAUUGUAGAUUUUUCUAUAAUAUUUAUCAUCCAAGUUAUUUAUCAUGGUUAGGUACAUUAAUAUUUUUGUUCCAUUUUAUUGUGGUCAUAAUAUAAGUUAGUACAAAAUUUAAAUAGAUUUUUAAAUGAAAUGUUAUUCACAUGCUGAACCAUUUGUAGAUUCAUUGAUAAUUUCUGUAAAUUAUGUGUGUUUUGUCUCGAGUGUUGUUUGAAUGAAUGAAUGUAUCAAUAAAAUAUUAAAUCAA